Messenger RNA from Lethenteron reissneri (Far Eastern brook lamprey), 5894 nucleotides. RefSeq names its product leucyl-tRNA synthetase 2, mitochondrial (gene LARS2). Gene Ontology annotation, cellular component: mitochondrion. Gene Ontology annotation, biological process: mitochondrial translation; leucyl-tRNA aminoacylation. The record is from RefSeq and is a predicted model, not a curated record. NCBI's taxonomy places the organism in Eukaryota, Metazoa, Chordata, Hyperoartia, Petromyzontiformes, Petromyzontidae. Gene Ontology annotation, molecular function: ATP binding; leucine-tRNA ligase activity; aminoacyl-tRNA deacylase activity.
UCCAACUCGUGUCACCCACUGUUUAUAUGCCAUGAAUGAGGGUUAUUGCCCGAAACGUCACCGAUGCUAUACCUCUUCCUUGUAAAGGCCACAAACAGACGGUGUUGUUGUUGUUGUUGACACGGACCGUGUUGUUUGUGCGCCGCACGGAGUGUGCACAGCCACUGCGGGGGCUGCCCCUGAGCAAGAUGGCGCGCGCGGCUCGCGCCCCCUGAGCAAGAUGGACGCGCAGAGGGCGACCCUGGCAGCACGUGUGGACGGUCAUGCUGCUGAGGCUGCGCCUGCGGGCCCCCCGCGUGCCGUGGGCCCCCCAGCGCUGCGCGUGGCCCCCGCCGCGCCGCGGGGUCCCGGCGCGGAGCAUCUACAGCGAGACGGGGCAGUGGGAGAAGCGGUACACGGCGGAGACGCGCGCCAAGGUGGAGCGCUGGUGGAGACCCAGGAUCCAGCAGAUCUGCAAAGAGCUGUCGCGCUCCUCGGCUGAGAAGCCCAAGAGCUACGUGCUCUCCAUGUUCCCGUACCCGUCGGGGAAGCUGCACAUGGGGCACGUGCGCGUCUACACGAUCAGCGACGCCAUCGCGCACUUCCAUCGCAUGAACGGCAAACAGGUGCUGCACCCCAUGGGAUGGGACGCGUUCGGGCUCCCCGCGGAGAACGCGGCCAUCGAGCGUGGCCUCGACCCCGAGGAGUGGACAACGAGCAACAUCGCCCACAUGCGGACUCAGCUGCAGAACCUGGGCCUGUGCUUCGACUGGGACCGCGAGAUCUACACCUGCAAGCCGGAGUACUACAGGUGGACUCAGUACCUGUUCGUCAAGCUCUUCGAGGCUGGCCUGGCGUACCAGAAGGAGGCGCUGGUGAACUGGGACCCCGUGGACCAGACGGUGCUAGCGGACGAGCAGGUGGACGAGUCCGGUCGGUCGUGGCGCUCGGGAGCCGUGGUGGAGCAGCGCUACAUCCGCCAGUGGUUCCUGCGCACGACCGCCUACGCCAAGGCGCUGCUGGAUGGGCUGCAGGAGCUGCCCGCGUGGCACGGCGUGCGUGCCAUGCAGGCCAACUGGCUCGGGGACUGCUCCGGCUGCUUCCUGCACUUCCCCCUCGAGGUGGACGGCGAGCCGACCGGCGAGGUCCUGCCGGCCUUCACGUACGCGCCGGAGGCGGCGCACGGCGCAUCGCACCUCCACCUGCUGCGCCGACACCGGCUACUGCACCCCAAGAGCCAGCUGCGCGCAGCGUUCGGCGGUGGCGACGUCUCUCCCGACACCGACGUCCUGACCCAGGUGAAGGCCGUUCACCCCUUCACCGGACAACGGAUCCCCGUCGUCAUUGCCGCCAACUCGGAGUUCGAAGGUUACCUGGAGUGCGUGAUCGGAAUCCCCGGCGCAUCCCCCGAGGACGCCGCCGUCGCCGAGAAACUGGGCCUGGAGCGCAUGGCCGUCCUCGAGAGCCUGCCCGACGGCACGGAGAGAGUCAUCAACUCCGAGCAGCUGUCGGGGCUGGAGCGGGGGGCGGCACGCGACGCGGCGAUGCUCCUCGCGCGCCGGCUGGGUGCCGGGGGCCACGCGACGAGCGCCAAGCUGCGCGACUGGCUGGUGUCGCGCCAGCGCUACUGGGGCACGCCCAUCCCCGUGGUGCACUGCGCCGGCGCGUGCGGCGCCGUCGCCGUGCCACCCUCGCAGCUGCCCGUGCAUCUGCCCCGCGUCGCCACGUUCACGGGCAAGGGCGCGUCGCCCCUGCUCGCCGCCACCGACUGGCUGCACUGCCGGUGCCCCAAGUGCGGCGGCCCGGCGCGCAGGGAGACGGACACCAUGGACACCUUCGUGGACUCGGCCUGGUACUUCCUGCGGUACACCGACCCCGACAACGACACGAGUGCGUUCUCGCGGGCCCGUGCCGACCGCUGGAUGCCGGUGGACGUGUACGUGGGGGGCAAGGAGCACGCGGUGAUGCACCUCUACUACGCACGCUUCCUCAGCCACUUCUGCCACGACCAGGGCAUGGUGGCCACCAGGGAGCCGUUCCGGAGGCUGCUGGUGCAGGGCCUCAUCAAGGGCCAGACGUUCCGCCUCCCGUCCACCGGCCAGUUCCUCCCACGCAGCGAGGUGCUCGUCAGCGGCGACAAGGCGACGCACCGCUCGACGGGCGAGGCGCUGGAGGUGACGUGGGAGAAGAUGAGCAAGUCGAAGCACAACGGCGUGGAGCCAGACGAGGUGCUGGCCGCCUACGGCUUGGAUACGGCCCGCCUCUUUCUGCUGUACGCCGCGCCGCCCGAGCAGGACCUGCUGUGGGACAGCAAGACGGACGCACUGCCCGGCGUGCUGCGCUGGCAGGUGCGACUCUGGGCCCUGGUGUCACGCCUCGUGGCCGGCAGGGCGGCCGCGGGGCCGCUCGACGCCGGCCUGCUCUCCGGCGACGAGAGGGUGGAGGCCGCGACGAUCCGCGAGCAGAGGAACCUCACCGUCCGCAAGGUGACGGCCGUGUUCGAGGAAGAAUUCCUCCUCAACUCCGCCAUCUCCAGGCUCAUCGGGCUCUCCAACGUCCUCACUAACGCGUCUGCGCGUGUGGCGCUGCUCAGCGAGGAGUACGAGGAGGCGCUCGCCACGCUGUGCCUCCUGCUGGCGCCACUCGCGCCGCACCUCGCCUCCGAGCUCUGGAGAGGCGUGGGCAGCGUCCCACACAAGCAGACGGGCCGGAAGUUCGAGUGGGACCGCGACGUCCUGCAGCAGCCGUGGCCCACCGCCAGCUCUCAAGUCGUGGAGCGGGAGCCCGGCAUCGUGAACGUGAUGGUCCGGGUGAACAACGUGGCGGUGGGCUCCGUGCCGGUCCCGCGGGAGGCGGCCGGCGACGCGGAGGCGGUGCGCAGCGCCGUGCUGCUGAGCGCGCUCGGGGCCGAGCACCUGGCCGGCCGCACCGUCCACAGGGCCAUCCUGUCACACCGCACGCCCCUCAUCAACUUCCUGGUGGAGCGGGAGGAUCCCUGAGCCCCCCCCCCCCUCCCUCCCGACCUUGGGACCACGCGGGGGAACCUGGAACCGCUCUGCAGAGGAGCAGAAACGGAGACGGGGCGACGAGUGAGCCGACAGCCCGAAGGGACAAGGAUGCAGUGGAAGGGUUUUUCGUCAUAAUUUUUUUUAUGCCAAUUGUGUCAACUGCAGCAGCCUACGAGCAACGCUGCACCGCUGCUCCGUGCUCAAGGACCCCCCCAACGUCCCCGUUGUGAACGCAGUCCGGGAGGAAGGAGAAAGCGCCCCGUCUUCCCGCAGUGGAAAUCUGCGAUCCGACAAGACGGCCCGAGUCCUCGCGAAGAACCCGUAACCUACACGGCGGGAGCACGGGAGGGCAGACCGAGCAGCCGAGGCGGAAUGCGGAUUCCUCCCCCGUCAGCCGUGCCGGGAGAGUUGACGCAAUCUGGACGAGACGCCCGUAUAAUUACGGCUUGCAUUAGCGUCAAGCUAUUUAAAAUGCUCUUGCCAAAUCAUAAUGGGGGUUGGGUGAUGAGGCCUCGCUCGAGGCUUUGUUGUGUCGUGGUCUCGGGGAUUAUGGGCGUAAGGGUUGCGAACUCAGCGCCGCUGUUUGAGUUUGGAUGUCGCAUGUCGGUGGUAGCAAGAAAGAACCUGGCGCUGAAUCUGUGUUCGUCUUCCACGCGUUGCAUUUGACACCAACUGGCAUCCAGUAGCCUCGCGUGGCUGUCCGAUAUCCCCUCCCCCCCUAGUAACCUGGCACCUGAACCGCUGUGGCCCGUGGGCCCCGCUGGACUUGUACCGCCUGCACGCCCGGCAGCCACGCCACUGCUGCUCGCCGUAGUUGUGUCGCGUUGUGCUCAACACUCCCGCACAUCAUCACCGCCCGUGUAUCGUUGUCGCUUUGCAGAUCAAGUUCUGUGUGAUAAUUCAGCACAAGCUCAUGUGAUGGCGCUUGGGGGCAUGGGGGGCGGGCAGUGUGCGUUAAGUAUGGCACGAUACUCUUUUAACUCAGAAUCGGAAUAUUUAUACUGCAGAAGGAAUCCGAAGAGCUAUAAAGCUCCGUUUCGCAGAUGUCCAGUAGGGGCGGGUAAGAACGUUACAACAAACUACAAAAAACAAAUCACCCAAGCACAUUCAAAUGAAACUAAACAAUCCCCAUCGUACCAGGCAAAUGCCACUUGAGGUAUUAACUGCUACAAGAAUUCGCCUCUCAAAAGAACGAGCUGUGAAGGAAGCUGCAACGAGCAACGGCGAACGACAACCGAGAGCCCGGCGGAGAGCGCUGUGGGAGUUGGCAGCUCGCUCGCUCUCCACGCCACUGCCCCUGCCUCGCUCGACUCGGGCUUGCUCAGACUUGCCGGAGAUUGGUAAUGAAGGGCUUCUGCACGUGGAUUUUCUUUAACACAGUGGAUAAAAAGAGGUCCAAAACGCCGAGUGGCAUCAACAAACAGCACCAUCAAAGUUGCAAUUAGCGGUGACGCGGCCUUGCUCGAGCGCGGCUCGCCGCUUGUUACAGGGGUUCACGGUUCGAAUCCAGCGGCCGCCCUGGUUAUUGCUGCGGCGGAAUAACCACAAUAAUACUUAGCGCCGCCUGCUUCACUCACAACGGGCAUUAAAGAUGCCCUGACGCCGUUCACAAGCGUAGGCCAUUGUGUACCGACGUCAGGGCCUAAAUCUGCCACACAAAAUACUCGCACUAAAUUGGAACUCGGCGUUGCAAUUAUCGCCUCCAACUGGCAGACGAAUGCCCUAAAGUUCGCACCUGGCUGUGCCAAUAGUGACGUCUGCUGGCCACGACGCGGGGGCUUCAAGACUUGCUGUUCCUCCUCCGUUGAAGGGGCGCAGAGUACAGCGGGUUCACUAGACGAGGGGCCAUCGUUUGGGUUGCGUGACCACAAUGGCACUGGGCGUGUCUUUAAUGUGCCUCAAGGCGUGUACCGCAGACUCACACGCGUCUGUGGGUCUCGCCUGUCUGCGUCUCUGGGUUUAGUUUAGUCCAUCGUUUAGGUUGCAUGGCCACUAGCUCUACUGCGGAUUGUCUAUUGUUUUUUCCAUUUAUGAAUGAGACGUGAGCCAUGGUUCCUGUCGACGAUGUUCUCUGACGCGGUCGAUGGUUUCCACCAGGCGAGCGACGUGAAGCCCCCGCCGUGAAUGAGCACGUGGUGCCGCAUGAGCACGUGGUAGUCGCACGUGGUGCCGCCUGACCACGUGGUGCCGCCUGACCACGUGGUGUGAGUGCACCGCGACCCGUUAGAGCGCGGCGCGAUUGGCCCGAGCGGCAGCCCAAGGCAUCGGCCCCUCCCACGCGAUUGGCCAAUCGCGUUCGAAAGAUGAAACGAAGUGGGUGGGACGGUUUGACGGAAUCGAUUCUGUCGAGUAUCGUGGAGAACGCGCGUCUCCUGCAAGACGACGCUGUUGACCCAGGGAAGCCUCUCCGAGUCUCCAGACUGGUGCUUUUUCUCUUCAGCAGGGACCCUGCCGAGUCGCCGGGGUAUGGGGCGAUGUCGCUGCUGUGGUUCGCGCUCCUUUGACGCGGGAGCAAGAGCAGCAACUGCGUUAAUCACAAGGGGGCCGUCCAUAAAUGACGUCACGCACCUAGGGGGGGAGGGGUCAGACAUUUGUGACGCCGUGUGACGAGGGGGGUCAAAAAUCGUCCAAAAUCGCGUGACGUCAUUUAGCCGCUUACCACCACCAGCCACGGCCAGUGCCCUGCUGGAUGAGGUCCCUGCCCACGGUGUAGGGGUUUGUGUGGCCAGACUGCACGCUGGCCACUGAGUGCCCAAGUUGGUUUGUGUGGCCAGACUGCACGCUGGCCACUGCGUGCCCAAGUUGGUUUGUGUGGCCAGACUGCACGCUGGCCACUGAGUGCCCAAGUUGGUUUGUGUGGCCAGACUGCACGCUGGCCACUGAGUGCCCAAGUUGGUUUGUGUGGCC